Mycena citricolor is the source of this 5409-nucleotide messenger RNA. The record is from the annotation of a GenBank genome assembly. Lineage: Eukaryota; Fungi; Basidiomycota; Agaricomycetes; Agaricales; Mycenaceae.
UUCAUUCUGAACCACGACCAGAUCGUAUCUUUUCCAAUCUUGGAUCCCUUUACUAGAGCGUCAUGUCUCGUCAAGUGUCCGCCGAUCUGGAAGGAAUCAAGACAGAAAUCGUGAUCCAGACUUUCUCGGACCGUGUGCUUGUGCUCGUUACUCAGUUGGGAAAAGUGGGGACUUUGAUUCAAGCUUCAAUUCCGGAAACCAUCCCGUUAUCGCCUGCCGCUGAGGACUCUUCUCAGCCGAACUCUCUCGCUCUGCCAGAACCCCCUGCAGCGGUUCAGUUGACUCCAUUGUUCGGAAAUGCGCCAUCAGAACAUAUACAAACACUUCAUUCACUAUAUGCUGCGCAGAUCGCAACCAUUGUAUGGACAUGCGACGGUUCCAGUCCUCUUGAUGUGACCCGAAAGAGCGUUAUAAUUGGAAUCGCGCUUCGCAAAAGUCCAUCUACAGCGGAACUAGGAGUUACCGAGGCAGAGAGGCGUACCUUCACGGGCGUGAUGUCAAUGAUUAUGAAACUGCUGGCGCGCGAAUCUCCGAGUUCGCAUGACCAAAACCCCAAGUAGCGGAUUCCAACUGGCUAGCGCGGCUGUAUUCUACCCUCAGUGUUGUACGGACAGUCUACGCGACCAAACGGACCGCUGGUUCGGCAAUAAAAACGUACGAUUUGGACGAGACUAACGUGCGCGAAGCCACACUGGAAAAGCUUAUCAGGAGCUUAGUCAGAGAUUUUCCUGAGUCAAUGGAAAGCGAACGUGGGCGAUGCGUUUGCCGUUGGAACAAUACUCGUAAGGCCGACUCGUCCCACUUCGAUCCUUGCCACUUGCCACCACAAGACUACUAGCUUCUCUUCCCUUAACAUGGAUAUCGGACGAUUCCUGGCUCCGCACAGCGCUGAAGCUCGCGCGAAUGUUUCUGCUUCUGAAAGUCUCGACUGGGAUCAUAUUGACGAAACUGUCAUCGCUCUAUGUGCCUCUUACCGAAGCUUUGAGAAAUAUCUUUCAGGCGAAGAUAUUUUCAUUCAUCCGAGAACAAGACGAGACCUGGAAAGUGUCCUUCGCCGUUACAGCACGAACGCCAUCCACAACACGAUUGCUAAAAGUCGCACGCCGCUCGAACCAGGCGGAUACUCGCGACUCUGCCAUCUGGCUUCAGAAUCCAUUGCGGCCGUUCUUGAUAGCGGAGAUAACGUAGCCUACCUGCUGAACCUGCACGCCUCAAAAACGGCACCAGGUCACACACAAUCAGCAUCCACCACCUGACUCCCUGGCUCGGCGCACGUUUCUCCCCAGGCUUCCGUUUUAGUGUGUCACUGUUCAUCGUCUCUUGUAGCACCAAUCUGUCUCCGCAUUUUCCCUCGUACUGUUAUCUCCACGCCAGUUUUGACUUUAGCACAUAUUUGCCGUUGUUAUCCAUAUAUCAUCAGUGAUAGACUUGUAUCUUUCUCUCCUCCUGUGCCGUGCUCAGUGCCAGGGUCCCACGUUUCUCUAUACUUCACCGCCCGUCAUCGGCCAUGUUCUUUUCCCCUAGUCUCCUUCUGCUGCUGUGUCUGGAUUUGCUAGGGGCACAUGGAGCUCCAACACAAGAACCCUUCCAAGUCCCAAAUGUUGCCAAGCCACGAAAGUUACGCGGCAACUUCCUGCACAUCACCGACAUUCAUCCCGACCCCGCAUACCGCCCGAAGACGUCGGAGGCUACUAGUUGUCACAGAAAGAAGGGCAAGAAAAAGAAGAAUGUUUCUGGGUUGUAUGGGGUCCCUUAUUCCGGAUGCGACUCUCCGUUUUCCUUGAUCAACCACACCCUUGAUUUCAUUGAGAAGAAGUGGGCUUCUGAGAUCGACUUCGUAGUUUGGACAGGAGAUAAUGCAAGGUUCGAGACAGUCGGUCGAUUGCAUCUCGAAGCGCACACUCAGCGCCCCCUUAGACACGACAAUGACCGCAAAUUGCCCCGCACGCCCAAAGAAAUUUAUGAUCUUAAUCGGGGUGUGGCGAGCAAGAUGACGUCAAUCUUCACUUCGAGGGGGAUUCCAGUCAUACCGAGCAUUGGAAAUAAUGAUGUCUGGCCACAUGUGAGAAUAAUCGACACUGAAGCUGGGCAACGUCUGAUUGAUUUCAAGAACAUCAUGCUUCCUGGUCCCAGUAGCACUACUAACGAAUUUGCUUCCAUCUGGAAGAACUUCAUUCCCUUCCAGUAUCUGCAAAUAUUCCAGCGUGGGGCAUACUAUGCCGUAGAAGUCGUCCCAGACUCUUUGGCAGUCGUCAGCCUGAAUACCAUGUAUUUCUAUCAUUCCAACAAAGCCGUGAGUGGUUGCAGUUUCAAGGAGCGAGACGACGCCGGCAACCUUGAAUUCGACUGGUUGGAGGUUCAAUUGAAAGGAUUCAGGGCUCGAGGCAUGCAGGUCUGGCUGACAGGACACGUCCCUCCUUCGAUAGACAACUACCACCCUGAAUGUUACGUGCGAUACACAGAGCUGGCCCUCAGAUUUCAAGAUACGAUUCUCGGGCAUCUGUACGGACACAUGAAUGCAGACCAUUUCUUCUUUUUGGAAGCGAGCGACUUGUCCAUCAUCAAACCAGCUGAAUCCCAACUAUCGGUGGAUCUCUUCGACAGCUUAGUCGCUGACUUUGCCAGUAUGCCAAAAGCAAAGAAGAUGAAUCUCGACGAUUAUGCGGUCAUCAACGUGUCUCCCGCAGUCGUACCCAACCCCUAUCUUCCCAGUUUCCGCAUAUUUUCAUACAAUACGACGGGACCAGUUCAAGAUCUUAAAGAAAUGCUGAAAAAGAAGAAGAAAAAGGAAAAGUCCAGGCAUCCUCGGGGAGACGGCAACAAAACCGAGCUUUGCAAAAUGGAUCAAUAUCGCGACACCUGGAAAUGCCAUCUGAACGAGCCCUGGCAUUCAGAUCCAGAUUCUCCUUCCCGGCGAAACCGAUUGUGGACGCCGCUUGGCUAUGCUCAGUACUACAUUCCGCAUCUGGAAGAAGCAAACAAGACGCACGCUCCCAAGUUCAAAUUGGAAUAUCUGACAUACAAGUCCACGAUGAUGGCGUCCAACGAUUCGUGCCCCGUGCCUCUCAAGAAUUUGCCGAAGGAGCUCAAGAAACGUCAUACAGCAUACGGAAUGAGUGAUUUGACAGUGGGCGCUUGGAUUGGUCUGGCAAGGAAAUUGGGUGAAGGGAAGAGUGAACGUCUUCGUGUUCUGUUCAAGGAGUGGAUGUAUAUGGGGGCGGGCGAAGAUAGGGAUUGAGAGCGUAUAUAUCCUGGCCGCGUUUUUGUAUUGCCGCUGGUCGGGGUCGGACUCUACGAUAUGUGUAACGACACAGACUGGUCACGAAUUCGUCUCGGAUUGCUGCAGCUUAGCACGUUGUUCCCAUUUCCACUUCAGGAGUUCAAAGAGACGAUCUUCGCGAGGGAUGUUGGAGCGCGGGUGGUUUUCGUGCAGGAAAUACGCUCCUACGCCUGUUCUGCGUCGGGAUAGCACCAUCAGUCGGCAGAGAAGUACAAGAUGUGUCUUACAGGAUCCCCAGACCAAAAUCGAGAGACCUGUCAGAGACGCAGGUUCAUGACUGAGUAAUGGUGAAGAAGCUACGCGCGACGCACCGCGACAAGAGAAUGGGAGCCAUGAAGGGACCGUGACACUAUUUGCACUUGAAUACCGACGUGAUCGUGACGCGCGCACCCACGCGAUCCAGCACAUCUCCAUGUCCCAAUCGGCCAAAAUCGAGGAGAUCAUAGACACCACCGAGGACCAUCUGUCGGAGUCGGAGUCGGAUGCAGUGGAGGAAAACGAAGACGAAUCUGCCGCGGCUGUUCCCUCAGAGUCGCAGAACAAGAAGAAGAAGAAGAAGAAAUCUAAAGCAGCCAGGGCGUUGGCUGCGCUGCGGGGCAAGCCUGAGGUACCACAGGCUAUCGUGGAUCAGGUUCUCGAUCGCGUGAAGGCCGAGGGCGCGCCGGGAAGCGAGCAGGCUGAUGAGGCCACUGUUCGGUUAGCGCUGGAGCAGAUGAGGAUCAUGGACGUCGUGCAAGGCAAGGCGGGCCCCGGGGGACAUAACAAGAAGGACAUGGGGGCACAUAAGUUCUGGGCCACACAACCUGUCCCUCAGCCAGGGGAGGGUCCGCCACUAGAUGACGGAUAUAUCGAGGCCUCUGUACCACCAGACCAGGUUCGACAAGAGCCCUACCCAUUACCCAAGGACUUCGAGUGGUCGAUCGUCGACAUAGAUGACCCCAAGCAGAAUCAAGAAGUGUACGAUCUGCUCUCCUUGCACUACGUGGAGGACGACGAUGCCUCGUUCCGUUUCCAAUAUACCGCAGAAUUCUUCCAGUGGGCACUCAAACCUCCCGGCUAUUUCAAGGAAUGGCAUGUGGGCGUGCGCGUUUCCUCAAACAAAAAGCUAGUGGCUUUCAUCUCAGGAGUUCCGAUGACGUUGCGAGUACGGGGCAAGACCUUCACGGCCAGCGAAAUCAACUAUCUCUGUGUGCACAAAAAACUGCGGUCGAAGCGACUGGCGCCUGUGCUGAUCAAGGAGGUGACGCGCCAAGUUCACCUCAAAGGAAUCUUCCAGGCGAUCUAUACCGCUGGAGUCGUCAUUCCCACACCCAUCGCUGUCUGCCGAUACAAUCACCGGUCGCUCAAUAUUUCUAAGCUGGUUGACGUCGGGUUUACCUUCGUGCCACGGAACAUGACGAUCGCACGCAUGAUUCGCGACAAUCGGGUGCCCGACAGUCCCAUACUGAACAUCAGGCCCAUGCAGGAGAAGGAUGUCGUCGGUGUCGCUGAACUGUACACGAAAUACAUGGCCAGGUUCGAUAUGUUCCCAGUCUUGAACCUGGAUGAGGUCAGGCACCAGUUCUUGAGUGGUCAGGGGACUGGGUCGGUCAAGGAUGGACGGAGAGAAGCCCAGGUCGUGUGGACAUAUAUCGUCGAGGACCCUGCAACACAGCGCAUCACGGACUUUUUCUCGUUCUACUUCCUCCCCUCAACCAUCAUCAACAACGCGAAACAUCCCGUGCUGAACGCGGCCUACCUAUACUACUACGCGACUGAGGUAGCGUUCGAGGAGGGGAGCGAGGAAGACGGCCGGCUGAAGGAGCGUCUCCGGAUCCUCAUCGGCGAUGCGCUUGUGAUCGCGAACCAGGCCAAGAUGGAUGUCUUCAACGCUCUGACCCUGAUGGACAAUGUGUCGAUCCUGCGUGAGCUGAAGUUUGGGCCUGGCGACGGAUACCUCAACUUUUAUUUGUACAACUGGCGGACUGCGAAGCUGGCCGGCAUGACCGCCGAGGGAGAUACCAAGCCCGGAAAGGGUGUCGGAGUGGUCAUGUUGUGACCUCUUUCAGAAUCAGAAUGUGUACAAGGAUGCGCUGCUUGUUUCUAUCCGAAAGCGUUUACUACUACAGAUCAUGUUGUGUGCUGUGUAA